UGGACUUAUGGUGGACGUAGUUGCAUAUUCUUUUGACAGAAAUUAAGAGAGAUGGCUACACAAAAAGAAGAGGAGAAACUUCCUCUUUUUGAAACCCAGCAAGCCAAAGGAAGAGUUCUAUUCAGGCUCUUUGCUUGUACAGUUUUUGUAGGAAUAUGUUUCAUAUGGAUUUAUAGAAUCAUAUAUUUCCCAAUAUCAUCAUCAUCAUCAUCGGUAGCAAGAUUAUGGGUUUGGGUUGUCAUGUUCAUGGCGGAGCUCUGCUUCGGUUUUUUCUGGAUUUGCAAUCAGUCUCUUCGUUGGAACGUUACUUAUCCUCACCCUUUCAAACACAGGCUCUCACAAAGGUAUAAAGACAAGUUAUUACCAGGAGUUGACAUUUUUGUAUGCACGGCAGACCCCACGAUGGAGCCACCAACUAUGGUGAUCAACACAGUUUUAUCCUUAAUGUCAUACAAUUAUCCCACUGACAAACUUGCUGUUUAUCUUUCCGACGAUGGCGGAUCAGACUUGACGUUCUAUGCUCUCCUUGAGGCAUCUAAAUUCGCCAAAUAUUGGAUUCCUUUCUGCAAAUCAAACAAUAUUGAACCAAGAUCUCCUGAGGCCUUCUUCGGACAGGAUAGUAAUGUGCAAUAUGCUCAAGAUUGGUUAGCUGUUAAGAAUUUAUAUGAAGAAAUGAAGAAAAGGAUUGAAUCAACGAUAAAAAGAGGUGCCAUUCCAGAGGAUAUAAGGAAUCAACACAAAGGAUUCUCAGAAUGGAACCCAAAAGUUACAAAAGGAGAUCAUCAACCCAUUGUGCAGAUUGUUGUUGAUGGAAGGGAUGAAACUGCUGUAGAUAUCAACGGUUGUCGAUUGCCAACACUUGUGUACUUGGCAAGAGAGAAAAGACCCCACUUCCCUCAUCACUUCAAAGCUGGAGCCAUGAAUGCUUUGAUAAGAGUUUCAUCAGAGAUAAGCAAUGGGCCUAUCAUUCUUAACUUAGACUGUGACAUGUAUGCAAAUGAUUCAGAUGUGGUUCUUGAUGCACUCUGUUUCUUCAUGGAUGAAGAAAAAGGCCAUGAAAUUGCUUUUGUUCAAUAUCCUCAAUGUUUCAGCAACAUUACCAAGAAUGAUCUCUAUGCGAAUUCGUACUAUGUUGUUAAUAAGGUUGAACUUCCUGGCAUGUGUGGAUAUGGUUCAGCCUUGUACUGUGGCACUGGAUGCUUCCAUAGAAGAGAAAGUCUCUCUGGAAAGAAUUACUCUAGGGGAAAUAAAUUGAAAUUGGACAAUUUUGAUUCUGAAAGAAAUGAUAAAAGAACUGUAGAUGAACUAGAAGAAGCAUCUAAACUUGUUGCUAGCUGUUGCUAUGAGAAGGACACCCUAUGGGGCCAAGAGAUGGGAUUAAUAUAUGGGUGUCCAGUUGAAGACACAGUUACUGGCUUGACAAUCCAAUGCAGGGGAUGGAAAUCAAUCCACUACUCUCCAAACGAUAGAGAAGGCUUCUUGGGUGUAGCUCCAAAUACCUUGGAAGUGGGUUUGAUUCAACAUAAGAGGUGGUCUGAAGGACUUUUUCAGAUUUUCUUAUCCAAAUAUUGCCCUUUGUUAUAUGGGCAUGGCAAGAUAAAAAUUGGUGCCCAAUUGGGAUAUUGUGCUUAUCUUUUAUGGGCUCCUAUUUCCUUGCCUACACUAUACUAUGUAAUUGUUCCUCCUCUUUGCUUGCUCCAUGGCAUUCCCUUAUUCCCUCAGGUCUCAAGCUUCUGGUUCAUACCGUUUGCAUAUGUUUUCAUAUCCAAGAAUAUUUAUAGCAUGGUAGAAUCUUUAACUUGUGGUAGUAGUAUUAAAGCUUGGUGGAACUUGCAAAGAAUGUGGGUAAUUCGAGCAACGACGUCAUACUUCUUCGCGUUCAUCGACACAGUUAUCAAACAAUUAGGCUUAUCACAAACAUCUUUCGCCAUUACACCUAAGGUGGUAACAGACGAUGUGUUAAAGAGGUACCAGAAAGAGGUAAUGGAGUUUGGAAGCUCAAGCAUAAAGUUCACCUUGGUAGCAACACUAGCAUUGGUCAAUCUUUUCAGCUUAGUUGGUGCAAUAAGCAAAAGGAUUAUUGAUUUGGACAUGAAUUUCCAGAUUAUAGAAAUGUUUGCCCCCCAAAUUUUUCUGUCUGGACUCAUGAUUCUGGUUAAUUUGCCAGUCUACCAUGCCCUCUUUCUCCGCCACGAUAAGGGCCGUAUACUGCCGGCUGUCUUGUUCAAGUCUAUAGUUUUAGCUUCAUUGGCAUGCUUGAUACCGAUAAAUUAAAACCUUUGUGAACGUUGUUGCUGGUCUGUUAGCUAAGGUACAGGCAAUUUCGUCUGUUAGCUAAGUCACACAUUCUAUCUCAGAUAUAUCAAUCUCUUAGCUUUAUUGUGGA
Messenger RNA from Jatropha curcas, 2386 nucleotides. Its product is annotated as cellulose synthase-like protein E6. The record is from RefSeq and is a predicted model, not a curated record. Gene Ontology annotation, cellular component: membrane. Gene Ontology annotation, biological process: cellulose biosynthetic process. NCBI's taxonomy places the organism in Eukaryota, Viridiplantae, Streptophyta, Magnoliopsida, Malpighiales, Euphorbiaceae. Gene Ontology annotation, molecular function: cellulose synthase (UDP-forming) activity.